This is a messenger RNA of Coregonus clupeaformis (lake whitefish), 7218 nucleotides long. RefSeq names its product SH3 and multiple ankyrin repeat domains protein 3. Gene Ontology annotation, molecular function: ionotropic glutamate receptor binding; synaptic receptor adaptor activity. The transcript has 22 exons. The coding region runs from base 292 to 5745 and encodes 1817 amino acids. The record is from RefSeq and is a predicted model, not a curated record. Gene Ontology annotation, cellular component: postsynaptic membrane; postsynaptic density; dendritic spine. Lineage: Eukaryota; Metazoa; Chordata; Actinopteri; Salmoniformes; Salmonidae.
UGAGAGUGUGUGCAUGUGUGUGUGUGCGUCUGCUACUCUGGCGGGAUACGAGCGGGCGAUUGAGGGAGUGUGAGAGAGGAGGGAAGCCACGGAGAGAAGAGGAAAGAGAGGAGGAAAGGAGAGGAGAGGAGGAGAGGAGAAGAGAAAGGCCAUGUGCAGGAUGUUUUGACGUUUGGACUGUAGUUGAUCUUUGGCGGCGUGUGUGUGAGUGAGGGUGUGAGCCAGAGUUUGUGUGAGUGUGUGUGUGUGUGUGUGUGUGUGUGUGUGUGUGUGUGUGUGUGUGUGAGAGAGAUGGGGUCUGCUCUGGGCAGAAGAGAGGAAGCUGAAAGAAAGGAGAGGAAGGCAAGAGAAGCCAGGAAAGCCAAACUCAAUAGUAAGGCGAACCUGAAGAAGUUUAUGGAGUAUGUUCAGCAGAGGAACAUUGAGAAGGUGUCCAGGUUCCUGGAGAAAGGUCUGGACCCCAACUUCCAUGACCCUGAAUCGGGAGAAUGUCCUCUGACCAUGGCGUCUCAGCUGGAGGGCUGUGCAGAGCUCAUCAAGGUGCUGAAGAGUGGAGGAGCUCACCUGGACUUCAGGACCCAAGACGGCAUCACUGCCCUGCACAAGGCUGUUCGCACCAAGAACCAUACAGCGCUCAUAACGUUGCUGGACCUGGGUGCGUCUCCUGACUAUAAAGACAGUCGAGGGUUAAGUCCGCUCUAUCACAGCUCUAUGGUAGGAGGAGACCCCUACUGCUGUGAACUACUGCUCCACGACCACGCUCAGGUGGGCUGUGUGGACGAGAACGGCUGGCAGGAGAUACACCAGGCGUGUCGUCAUGGUCACGUUCAGCACUUGGAGCACCUGCUGUUUUACGGAGCUGACAUGGCCGCCCAGAACGCCUCUGGAAACACCGCCCUGCACGUCUGUGCCCUCUACAACCAGGAUAGCUGUACCAGAGUUCUACUGUUUCGGGGAGCGAAUAAAGAGAUCAAGAACUACAACAGCCAGACAGCCUUUCAGGUUGCCAUUAUAGCAGGAAACUUUGACCUGGCUGAAAUCAUCAAGAUCCACAAAGUGUCAGACGUUGUGCCUUUCAGGGAGACCCCCUCCUACACUAACCGUAGACGUGUGUUGGUGGGAGGACUGCCCUCGCCCCGCUCCCUGAUGCGCUCCGCUAGUGACAACAACCUCAACGGGGACAGCGGUCACGGUCUGGUGCAGGGCCACGGUCGACAGGGUCAGUCUCCUGUCCCCUCUCUGAGGAGCCUGCCUGCACUGGGACAACACCAACAACAUGCCAGCCUGGGGGAGACUCAUCAUGGAGAGGUGCCAGACAGCAGUCUCCAGAGCACAGGCAGCUCUCGCUCCUCCCGCUCUCCCUCGCUACACAGUCAUCUGCACGAGGGCGAGCAGAACGUCAGGAGGGCACACGGACACCCUCUGGGACACGUCCCUCGAGGACGCCUCAGCCCGGGCACGGUGCAGCGGGACCCCAGCCCCCCCACCCACACCCCCCCUGCCAUUGCCGGCGCCCGCGGCCCCAAACGGAAACUCUACAGCGCCGUGCCGGGACGCACCUUCAUUGUGGUCAAACCGUACACGCCACAGGGCGAGGGAGAGAUCCAGCUGAACCGUGGAGAGAGGGUCAAAGUGUUGAGUAUAGGAGAAGGAGGCUUCUGGGAGGGCACGGUCAAGGGGAGAACAGGCUGGUUCCCUGCCGACUGUGUGGAGGAGGUUCAGAUGAGACAGUACGACCCUCGGCUAGAGACAAGAGAGGACCGCACUAAGAGACUGUUCAGACACUACACUGUGGGAUCUUACGACAACCUCUCCUCAUACAGUGAUUACAUCAUAGAGGAGAAGAAUGCUAUGCUGCAGAAGAAAGAAAACGAAGGCUUCGGCUUCGUCCUGCGGGGAGCCAAAGCUGAGACACCCAUUGAGGAGUUCACCCCAACACCAGCGUUCCCUGCCCUCCAGUACCUGGAGUCUGUUGACGUGGAGGGAGUGGCCUGGAGGGCAGGGCUUAGGACAGGAGACUUCCUCAUAGAGGUGCACGGGGUGAACGUGGUGAAGGUGGGCCAUAAGCAGGUGGUGUCUCUGAUCAGACAGGGGGGCAACAGCCUGCUGAUGAAGGUGGUCUCUGUCACACGCAAACCUGAGUCUGAGGAGGUGGUCCGCAAGAAAGCUCCCCCGCCACCCAAAAGAGCCCCCAGCACCACCUUGACGUUGCGCUCCAAGUCCAUGACCACCGAACUGGAGGAACUGGCUUCCGUUCGAAGGAGGAGAGGAGAAAGGCUAGAUGAGAUGCUAGCUUCCCAGCCCACAGAGGCCGACUACAGAGCUGCUACUGUCAAACAGAGACCUACCGGCAGGAGAAUCACAUCAGCAGAGAUCAGUUCGCUGUUUGAGAGGCAGGGCAUGGCCCUACAUGGUGGGCUCCACCCAGGGAUGGAGAGGGCUCAUAUGCAGCUGCCUAGAGGGAUGUCCAGGACCAAGUCAUUUGGUGCAACUGAGGAGGACCGACUGUCGGCUUUGGCUGGAGAACACCAUUUCCCCCGGAGCUCUUCCAUGACGGACAGCCUCCGAGACCACUCCAACUCCCAUUCUAUCCCGCCCCCUCCCCAGACUGCCCCCCCUCCUCCCCCCUCCCUCUACUACCUGGACACUGGCCCUCCUCCCGCCUUCUGCCCCCCUCCUCCCCCUGCCAGGGGUCAUGGUCAGGGUCAUGACCCUGGAGGUCGUUCCAUCUUCAAGCCCUCCUCCCUGGACCUGGACCGGCCCUACGACCCAUCGCCCCGCCAGUCCUCCCAUGCCGAACGCCAGAAGAAGGCAAGGUCAAUGAUUAUUCUUCAAGACUCCUCCCACUUACCCGUGGAGCCCACCGACAUCCCCCGCCCCUCCGCCUCCGCUACACCACCCGAGCGAAUCAAACGGAAAGGCCGGGUGAUUGACAACCCGUACGCCAAUGUGGGCCAGUUUAGUAUUGGGUUGUACACACCCACCAAGCCCCAGCGCAAGAAGAGCCCUCUGGUGAAACAGCUACAGGUGGAGGACGCUCAGGAGAGAGCCAGCAUCGCCUUGGCUGCCGCCCACUCCCGAGAGUCCUCCCCCUCAGGUCGACACACACACACCCACGGCCACACACACACCAGCCGGGCCGACUACUACCAGCAGCAGCUGAUGGUGGAGCGCGAGCGUAUGCGUCUCCAAGGAGAGGCCCUGCUACAGGGGAAAGGGCCGUUCGCUGCCGCUAUCGCCGGCGCUGUGAAGGACCGAGAGCGCCGUCUAGAGGAGCGGAGGAAAUCAACAGUCUUCCUGUCGGUGGGGACCAUGGAGGGGGGGUCUGGGUCCGUCCCUGAGGCCCCCUCCUACACCACAUCUCGCUCCAUCGAUGAGCGCAUGCUCAGCAGAGAAAUGGGCCAGCUGCCGCCCCCUGCCCUGGCCCUGCGCCCCUCACCUGGCGGCACUACCUUCAUACACCCACUCACAGGGAAGCCCCUGGACCCUAACUCGCCCCUGGCUCUUGCGCUGGCCGCAAGGGAGCGGGCACUUACCUCCCAGACCCAGUCCCCCGCCAGCAGCCCUGAGCCCAGGACUAAACAGGACAGGGCUGGGGCUGGGGCUGGAGGUCAGGGGGCUUCGCUCUUCAUCGACAGCCAGACCAAAGAGCCUCAGCAUGGGGACGGGAGUCCGGGGUCGCCCCAGGCUAGUAAACCCCAGUGGGGAGCAUCCUCACCCGCAUUGCUUCGCCAGGAGAUGGAGGGAAGAGGAGAGGAGAGGAAGGAGGAGAGGAGAACGGAGGAUAAGAAAAGUAUGUUGAUUAGUAUCAUGGACACAUCACAGCAGAAGACGGCUGGACUAAUCAUGGUCCAUGCCACCACUAACUGCCAGGCAGUGGGGUUGGAACCAGGGCUGGAGCAGACCCCCACCUCCCCAGCCACCGAGCCCAGUAAACCCUCCCUCAGUCGGGUUCCGUCGCCCAGCCCCUCUGCCUCUCAGCCUCAGCCUCAGCCCCAGACCCAGCCGCAGCCCCAGGCCCAGCACCCCUCCAGCCCAGCCCACGCUCCCCUGGCCCAGGGCAGUUCAGAGGAAGAUGUGGAGCCCUACACAGUGAGCCUACCUCCAGCCAUGCUGUCCUCAAGUGAUGAGGAUACCAGAGAGGAGCUGAAGAAGAUCGGGGUACUCCCACCUCCAGAUGAGUUUGCCAACGGGUUGCUGGCCAAGGCACAGGCACUGGCACAAGCCCAAGCCCAGGGGACCCCUGUACCCCAGUCUAAAUCUGUCACCUCCCCCACAACACCUACCACCCAUACUCCCCUCACCCCUUCCACCACCACCACCCCAACCCCCAGCCUGACCCCCACCUCAAGCCUGACCCCCACCCAGCUCCAGGCCCCUCCUUUCCAGCCAUCCCCCGGAGGAGCAGUCGUCUCAGGGAAGCCAUCAGACCCGGACCAGACCCAUCCUCCAGCCCUGCUGGCUGAGUCUGGUUCAGCAGCAGACUCUGGUGUGGAGGAGCCAGACACACGCAGUUCCAGUGAGAGAGAGCGAGACCACCACCUGGAGACCACCAGCACCGUGUCCACCGUCUCCAGCAUGUCCACUCUGUCUUCGGAGAGUGGUGAGCCCGCCGACACACACACCUCUUACGCUGACGGGCAGACCUUUGUGCUCGACAAGCCACCAGUGCCUCCCAAGCCCAGGCUAAAGUCCCACAUCGGAGGCAGUAAAGGCCCGGUAACCUUCAGGGACCCGCUGCUGAAGCAGAGCUCUGACAGCGAGCUGUUAUCCCAGCAGCAGGCGGCUGCUCUUGCUGCAGCAGCGGCCGGAGGGGCAGGGCUGGGGCAUGGAGGCCUGGGGUCUGGAGGCCUGGGGUCAGGAGGCCUGGGGUCAGGCUCUAUAUCUGGUCUGGUGGGAGGCCCUGGGAGGCCCCGCUACCUCUUCCAGAGGAGGUCCAAGCUGUGGGGGGACCAGAUGGAGGCGCGAGGACCCGGGGUGGGGUUAGGGAUGGGGAGUCUUGGCAGUCUAGGGGGGUUGGGGUUGGGGCUAGGGCUGGGGAGUGAGGAGGGAGGCAAACCAUCGGUAAUGGGGGAACUGAGUUCCAGACUGCAGCAGCUGAAUAAGGAUACCAGGUCUCUGGGGGAGGAGGAGCCACUGGGGGCAUCGCUGGACCCUGGGAGGAAGUCCCCUGUGACAGGUGCCAGACUUUUCAGCAGUCUAGGAGAGCUCCACACCAUUUCCCAGAGAAGCUACGGCACCUCCUACACAAUCCGGCGUGGCAGCCACUACCCCAUUACACGCCGAAUCGCAAGCCCCGGCUCGGGCUCCCCAGAUCGGGGUGACCCCCUAAGUCGACUCCCAGGCUUCGGCUUACCCACCUCGCCCACCACGCCGCCCCACACCAUCCUCAAGUCAUCCAGCCUCAGCCUGCCCCAUGAGCCCAAAGAGGUGCGCUUCGUUAUGAGGAGCUCCAGCGCCCGGUCCCGCUCCCCGUCCCCCUCUCACUCUCCUGGGCUGGGCUCGCCCCUCCUGGCCCUCAGGCCCUUCCACCAGAAGCCCCUCCACCUGUGGAACAAGUACGACGUUGGAGACUGGCUGGAGAGCAUCCACCUGGCGGAGCACAGGGCCGGCUUUCAGGAGCAUGAGAUUGAGGGCUCGCACCUGCCAGCACUCACCAAGGACGACUUCGCUGAGCUGGGGGUGACGAGGGUGGGACACCGCAUGAACAUCGAACGAGCACUCAAACAGCUGCUGGAGAGCUGACCCCUGCCCUGAAAGAGAGAGAAAGAAAGAGGGAGAGAGAGGGGGGAAAGAGAGAGGGAGAGAGAAAAAUAAAUAGACCACCACAGUUUUACACCAACACUAUUUUAGGUCGAUGCUUUUCAUUUAUUUUCCUUCUGAUGUUUCUGAAAGUUUAAGUGAUUGUAUUUAUAUGCUGCUCUCAGCACUGCACUGAAUUAUGAGAGGAGGAAUCUAUGAAGUCUCUCCCCCAUCCCACAACCUAUCAGAUAAGUCCUCUGGAUGAGGCGCAUAAAUCCUUUGCAGAACAGAAUCUUGCAUGAGCUCCGAUUAGAACAUUUAAUUUGUGACUGCUUGAGUUGCUCCUUUAGUCACACCUUUAACCUCUCCCACAGACCUUUCCUUCUCUGUACCGCUCUUCUUCUCUCUGUCCCUCCAACCCUUCCCUCGCUAUCUCUUUCCCUCCUGUUCGUUUUGCCUCUGAAAGAUCCCCAGUUUGUGUGAAGAAGGAGGAGGAUGAAUCUCGUUCCAAACGGAAAGUUCAGUUGCCUUUCAGAAUAUUCUUAUAGAGAUCAGCUACGGUGAACACAGGAGUAAAGACGCAGUACUGACCUAGUAUUGACAUAGAACUGACAUACUGAUACAGUACUGACACGGGCCUCUCUCCGCUCUGCCUGGCAUUGUGUUUAACACUUGAGCCCAGAGACGGAGCUCCGCGUUGGAGACCACGUGUGGAGAACUCCUCCAUCCUGGGACCCUCUCACGGACUGACUGUGCUAUCUAUUAUAUUUGGAGAAUGUUUAACCAACACUAGUGGCUUUUUUCAUAAUCAAAACAUUUGCUUUGGGUUUCCAAAGGGAAUAUUAUAGAUAGAUAUGAUAUAAAUGUAUUUAAAUAGCUUUGAGAAAGAAAAACAAAUGACAGAACGUUGAAAAGAAGAUAUGUUAUAAACAAAAGAGCAUCUGACACCUACUUCUAGACAGAGUACAGAGAGAAAACUUUAACAUUUAUUCCACCAACAAUUUACUUGUUUUUACCAACUCUAUACAUAUAUAUAUAUAUAUAUAUAUAUAUAUAAAUAUAAUAUAAAAAAAGUAUAUAGAUCUAUAAAAAUGAAAUUUUGUCAUAAAAUAUACAACUUGACUAAAACUAUACAUGGUAUUCUAUAUACAACACACUGUUGAUGAACUGUCAUUCUAUGGUCACUCUUUCCUGAACAGUAGCAUGAGAAGUUGCAUCACGUCUUGAAAAGAGAGUUGUUUUCAUUUCUGUUUGUUUUCUUGCGGUCUUCCGUCAUACUGAAGGGUAUCCCACACAGUGAGGGGUGUGAAACCACAGUUGACCCCAGUUUAACCCCAGUGACCUCAAUACACACUCAGAUGUAGAGAUAUACAGAUAGGAUCUUAAUUAUCACCCUGUUGCAGAAGAACUUUCCUGCAAUGCAGGAAAUGUAAAACUUGUAGUGUAUUUGAGGUUUAAAAAGGCUUCUGAAGUUUG